Messenger RNA from Didymodactylos carnosus, 651 nucleotides. Lineage: Eukaryota; Metazoa; Rotifera; Eurotatoria; Philodinida; Philodinidae. The record is from the annotation of a GenBank genome assembly.
AUGACAGAUACAGAUGAUAAUUUGCCAACAGAACCAGAACCCUCUACGACACCGAUUCUGACUCAAAUCUCUGUGGAACACCUAACAAAUGAUAUUGAUCACAUAUCUGGAUCGGAUGAUGAAGAUUAUCAACCAAAAUCAAAAACGUCCACACCUGAUUCAAAACAAUCCGCAAAUGUUGUUGUAAAACUUCCAUUAACGAAAAUAAAAUCAUCUCUAGUUAGUGAUUACUACUCAGAAGGGGAAGAAGAAAAUGGAAACGAAAUUGAAGAAGAAGAAGAAAUAACGAAUGUGACGAUAGAAUUAAUGGACACUACACCGUCGAAAGCUUCAGAUGCAUCUCCGGCAACACAAGAAUUGUCUCAAGGCUUAAUAUUUCCUGAAGACAAUGAUAUAAAAAUACCACCAGAGCCGACAAAAACCUGUUCGGCUAAAUUAGAGGAAUUGUAUGAUCCUCAUUGGUGGGGAAAAGACAGUUAUUAUGAUGAACUCGGAAAAGCACAAAAACUGGAAAUGGAGAAACGAGAGAAAGAACGCAAAGAUAGAACGAAGAUACAAUAUGUAGCCGGUAUAAAAAAAAUUGAUAUUUCAGAUAUACGAUCAGCCACAGAAACGGGUGGUGAUAAACGAAAAACACGUUUUGAUCAAUGA